Molecule: messenger RNA, 1389 nt
Organism: Caenorhabditis briggsae
Lineage: Eukaryota; Metazoa; Nematoda; Chromadorea; Rhabditida; Rhabditidae
Source: RefSeq, a predicted model, not a curated record
GCGUUCAUUACUUCUGCUUAUUAUUACCCCACAUCUAAAAGUCUUGGAUCAAACGCUGUCGCUUUCAAUAUGGCUAUUGACCAAAGAAGUCAUAGUAUGCAAAAUCACACAUUCACAGUUAUUGGUACGAAUUUGACGACUUCACUCAGUACAGUUGCCACGUCACAAGCAGAAGGAGUUGGAAAUUGCCGAUAUACAACACUUAUGGGAAGAACGAAUACUGUAGAAAAUUUAAAGACAUUGGAAAUUGAAUCCAAUGAAAUGACAGUUCAGAUCCCAUUCAAAAUGGCUCGUUACACUGCACCUAAACCUGUAAUCAUUUGUAUUUCUCCUCAAUUCGUUGCCGAACAAUGGCAAAUAUUCCUGAUGCAUGUUCAUGCUGCUAACAGAUUCGGAGGUCAUUUACACAUUUAUCUAACUUCAAUUAUCAAAUCUUAUUUCGAGUUAAUGCAAGAAUAUGAGAGACAAGGAUACCUCACUUUAGAUUACUGGCUCAGAAUGAAAUUUUCCAAUAUUGAAUCUCAAUAUUUUGACCCAAAUGCUAAUAUUGAAUGGAGAAAUCAAGCAGGAGCACAAACAGAUUGUCUUCUUCAGUACAAAGAAGCAGCGGAGUACAUUGCAUUUUUCGAUAUGGAUGAUAUUCUAUUUCCUAAAAACUACCCAACAUAUUUGGAAGAGUUUAAUGCAGUGCUUGCCACAAAUCCAGGUACAAAUUACAUGUUUUACGGAAGAAGAGAACAUGAAUUUGUUAAAAAUUGUCAUUUUUCCAUUAUGAAUACAAACACGUUUUCAGCUCCAACACUAUCUGAAUUCAGUUUUACUGAACUUGUAGACUCCCUUCGAUCCUCAAAAGUUGUAAAACGGGGCAAAGUUGUAGUUAGAACCGACGCCUACAACGCCACUUGGAUUCACUACAGUAAGCAUGUUAGCUUUAUGACAAGAGCCAACGUUACAAGUCCAACACUGGUCCAUGUUCAAUUACCAGUUGAAAAGGAUGGGAAAAGAAAGAAUACCUCAAGAAAUAUGUGGAAAAUUGAAUUCGGACCGUUAAAUGAAACAAUUCGGGAAGAUGAUAUUAGGGCUAUUGAAGAAGAUAUUUAUAGAAUGAAAAAUGUCUCAACGAUACAAUCAUUGGCACCACAACUUCCAAAUGCAGAUUUCUAUCUUCCGAUUGUUUUCAAAUGCUAUUAUGAUGCGUUUUACGGGGUUGCAUUCGAUCAUCAGCCUGGUGACGUCGGAUGCCUGAACGCAGAUUUCUGUGAACUUCCACAGCGAGAAAACUACAAAUGUAUACAUUCGGAUGCUCAGUAUUACUCGGGACCAUCAAUGAAACCAGUCACUUAUCAUUUCACAUCUCAUUCAUUCUGGUCGAAAGAUAUAGGAUGCUAU